This is a messenger RNA of Cryptomeria japonica (Japanese cedar), 1275 nucleotides long. RefSeq names its product glucan endo-1,3-beta-glucosidase. Gene Ontology annotation, molecular function: hydrolase activity, hydrolyzing O-glycosyl compounds. The transcript has 2 exons. The record is from RefSeq and is a predicted model, not a curated record. Gene Ontology annotation, cellular component: plasma membrane. NCBI's taxonomy places the organism in Eukaryota, Viridiplantae, Streptophyta, Pinopsida, Cupressales, Cupressaceae. The coding region runs from base 29 to 1051 and encodes 340 amino acids. Gene Ontology annotation, biological process: carbohydrate metabolic process.
UAGAAUUUGCCGAGUAUUACAAAUAAGUAUGACAUCCCCACAAGGAAAUAACAGGUGCUAUGCUUUGGCUUUUUUAAUUGUCAUUUCAUUCAGCAUUACCUACGCAGAUGGCGAGAAGAUAGGAGUAUGCUACGGAAUGCUUUCAAACAGCAUGCCUUCUAAAAGCGACGUGGUGAAUCUACUGAAGACGAGAAAUAUAGGAAAGGUGAGAUUAUACGAAGCAAACCGGGACGCCCUGCAGGCACUGAAGAGUUCUGGCAUCGAAGUGAUUGUGGGAGUCGGCAACAAUGAGCUUCAGAAGAUUGCCGGUGAUCAGGCUGCAGCAAACGGAUGGGUCAAUGACAACAUUCGCCCAUUUUCUUCUUCUGUCAACAUCAAAUACAUUGCGGUAGGAAACGAGGUUUACGCAAAUUCGGGACUCGUUCAGUAUCUCCUGCCCGCGAUGAACAACAUCCAGACGGCACUGCGUAACGCCAAUCUGCAGAACAUCAAGGUCUCCACACCACAUGCAAUGUCUGUCCUGUCUAAGUCAUAUCCUCCCUCUCAGGGAGCCUUUGGUCCGGAUAUGAGCGGUAUACUGAAGUUUCUGUCAGAUAAUGGCUCCCCUUUUAUGGCCCACGUCUAUCCAUACUUCAGCUACAGAGACAACAGAAAUUCAAUUUCAGCAGACUAUGCGUUGUUCAGAUCAGCAAAAACUGUCGUGAACGAUGGCGGGCGAAUGUAUAAGAACUUGUUCGACGCUAUGGUGGACUCUUAUAUAUCUGCCAUGGAAAAGGUCGGACACCCCAAUAUUCCAAUUGUGAUAACUGAAAGCGGGUGGCCUUCUGCAGGCAGUGCUGUGGCGACUGUGGACAGUGCGCGGACAUACAACAACAAUCUCAUCAAGCAUGUUUUGUCCACUGCUGGAACACCAAAGAGGCCUGAGAGGACAAUUGAAACAUUUAUUUUUGCACUUUUCAAUGAGAAUCAAAAGGGGUCUGAGGAGGAGCGCCAUUUUGGUCUGUUUGAAACCAAUAAAAGUCCUGUAUACCCUGUGAACUUCUCACCUUGAUGUGGAAUCAACAUAUCUUUAAGGAAUAUGUCUAAUACCAGCAAUAAAACUAUAGGCCUAAGACCAGCAAAACAGGCGGCCGUUGCAGUCCGAUUCGCUCUCGUAUAUGAGCUAGACUAAAAUAGGAUUAGUCAUCUCAGCUGUCCUCAUAACCCUAAACCGGGUUCUCUUUUGGUUAUACAUACAAUAAAUGUUAUGCUAUUAGCGGAAUUCUUAAACUAGGU